AAAACUUAUUACAGAAACUACAAUUCAACAAAAAAAUGUUUUUAAAAUCUCUAACUCAGUUGCCACCCGGUGGCACGAAUGCCGCUGGUGGCGCGCCUAAAACUGUGGGCGGCUGUUGUGUGCCGCUGGGAUUACCUCAACCUUUGCUGCUCGAGGAGAAGAAAUUUCUGCUGGCUGUGGAGCGUGGCGAUAUACCAAAUGUUCGCAGAAUACUGCAAAAGGCAUUGCGGCAGCAGCACAUCAAUAUCAAUUGCAUGGAUCCAUUGGGUCGUCGUGCCCUUACACUGGCCAUUGACAACGAGAAUCUGGAGAUGGUCGAGCUGCUGGUUAUCAUGGGUGUGGAGACAAAGGAUGCCUUGCUGCAUGCCAUCAAUGCGGAGUUUGUCGAGGCCGUUGAGCUGCUGCUCGAGCAUGAGGAGCUCAUCUUUAAGGAGGGCGAGCCCUAUAGCUGGCAGACCGUGGACAUCAACACGGCCAUGUUUGCGCCGGAUGUGACUCCGUUGAUGCUGGCGGCGCACAAGAACAACUUUGAGAUACUGCGCAUACUUUUGGAUCGUGGCGCCGCAGUUCCCGUGCCCCAUGACAUACGCUGCGGCUGUGAUGAGUGCGUCCGUCUCAUGGGCGAGGAUUCGCUGCGGCAUUCGCUCUCGCGUGUGAAUAUCUAUCGUGCUCUCUGCAGUCCUUCGCUCAUUUGCCUCACCUCCAAUGAUCCCAUACUGACGGCCUUUCAAUUGUCCUGGGAUCUGCGCAAUCUGGCAUUGACCGAGCAGGAAUGCAAGUCCGAGUAUAUGGAAUUGAGGCGUCAAUGCCAAAAGUUUGCCUGUUCCCUGUUGGAUCAAACACGCUCCUCCAAUGAGCUGGCCAUCAUCUUGAACUACGAUCCAACCAUAUCUAGCUAUGAGCCUGGAGAUCGCAUGAGUUUGACGCGACUGGUCCAGGCUAUAUCCUAUAAGCAGAAGACGUUUGUGGCCCAUUCGAAUAUUCAACAGCUGCUGUCGUCAAUUUGGUAUGAAGGACUGCCAGGAUUCAGGCGUAAAGGCAUCGUGGACAGAUUCAUUUGCAUUGCUCAGGUGGCGAUGCUAUUUCCACUCUACUGUUUCAUUUACAUGUUUGCGCCAAACUGUCGGACGGGUCAAUUGAUGAGAAAACCGUUUAUGAAAUUUCUCAUACAUGCCUCGUCCUAUGUGUUCUUUUUGUUUAUUCUCAUAUUGGUCUCCCAGCGUGCGGAUGAUGAUUUUGUGAGAUUGUUUGGCACAGCAAGCAUGAAGGCUGAGCUGGCGGAACAGGAGCAUCGUCAGCGUGGACAGACGCCAAGUAAGCUGGAGCUGCUCGUUGUGCUCUAUGUGAUUGGGUUCAUGUGGGAGGAGGUGCAGGAGAUAUUUGCUGUUGGCAUGCGAAGCUAUUUGCGUAACAUGUGGAACUUUAUUGAUUUUCUGCGCAACAGUCUCUACGUGAGUGUCAUGUGUUUGCGUGCCUUUGCCUACAUUCAGCAGGCAACGGAAAUUGCCCAUGAUCCACAGAUGGCCUAUAUACCGCGCGAGAAGUGGCAUGACUUUGACCCCCAGCUAAUUGCCGAGGGUCUGUUUGCGGCGGCAAAUGUCUUUUCUGCCCUUAAAUUGGUGCACUUGUUCAGCAUUAAUCCGCAUUUGGGUCCAUUGCAAAUCUCUCUUGGUCGCAUGGUCAUUGACAUUGUCAAAUUCUUCUUUAUCUAUACACUUGUACUGUUUGCCUUUGCCUGCGGCCUCAAUCAGCUGCUCUGGUAUUUUGCUGCCCUCGAGAAGAGCAAAUGUUAUGUCCUGCCUGGCGGGGAGGCGGAUUGGGCCUCUCAUGGUGAUUCCUGCAUGAAAUGGCGACGCUUUGGCAAUUUAUUUGAGUCCUCACAGUCACUGUUCUGGGCCAGCUUCGGCAUGAUUGACCUGGAGGACUUUGAGCUGACCGGCAUCAAGUCGUAUACGCGAUUUUGGGGACUGCUCAUGUUCGGCUCGUACAGCGUCAUCAAUGUGAUUGUUUUACUCAAUCUUCUGAUAGCCAUGAUGUCCAAUUCCUAUGCCAUGAUUGAUGAGCAUUCGGACACCGAGUGGAAAUUUGCUCGUACCAAAUUGUGGAUGAGUUACUUUGAGGAUAGUUCCACACUGCCACCGCCUUUUAAUGUGCUGCCCUCGGUGAAGUGGGUGAUUCGCGUGUUUCGCAAGUCCAGCAAAGCCAUCGAUCGACAGCGUUCCAAGAAGAGACAGGAGGAGGAACACUAUAGCAAAUAUGACAACAUUAUGCGUUCGCUGGUCUGGCGUUAUGUGGCUGCCAUGCAUCGCAAGUUCGAGAACAAUCCUGUGACCGAGGAUGACAUCAAUGAGGUCAAGAGCGAGAUCAGCACCAUGCGCUAUGAAAUGCUUGAAAUAUUCGAAAACAGCGGCUUGGAUGUGUCAUCCGCCAACAAGAAAGAGAAACAUCCUCGACCACGUCGCAUGAAGGUAUGGGAGCGACGUCUGAUGAAGGGAUUCCAGGUGGCUCCCGUGCAGACGAGCAGUGAAACAGAUCUGUUGAGCAAUGUGAAUGGCGAUGGGGAAAUGCGUGAGAUUAAGAUUGAGACAGUGCCCUCCAAGCCGGCAAAGGAGACGGCGCGAGAGCGUUUCCAGCGUGUGGCACGCACAGUGCUGUUGCAGUCGAGCACACACAAGUGGAAUAUGGUGCUGCGGGGUACCAUGCCCAACUCCCAGAUUGGACGCAGCAACAAAACGCAGCGCAAGAGUCUGCAAAAUCUGGGCAGGGCCAUCGAGGAGGCCAAGAGGCUGAUAUUACUCAAUCCGGGCUGUGCUUCUGGUCGCGAGUCGCCCAUACGCAUUGAGUUCGAGGACGAGAAGUCGAGCACUUUGUUGGAUCUGCUCAACCAGAUCAGCGAGGAGAUUAGCAUCUGUGAGAAGCCAAGGACUAAGCCCCAAUGGCGACCACCACUGAAGUCGGUUGCCGGUCGUGCCAUGGCAGCUAAUAAUGAAUGGUCACGAUCCAAUACAGCACCUGAGCUGCAGUUGGCCAAGAAACUCACGCCAACGCCAAGGGCAACAAAUUGUGGCAGCAACAGUCGCUCACGCGAGCUGCCUCUCUGCCCCAGCAAACUGGUCACGGCUGCUGCACCUUCCAUCAAAAAGACGGCGCCGGUUGCGCCCCAACCACCAACCAUGACUUACAACUCCAGCAAAAAGUCGAGAACGACGCCAUUCUCCGUGGAACACGCGUUGGCCAGACGUCGAGGCAUCAUCCCACAUGGCAUGUCGACGGGCAAUUCAAAUGCCUUCGAUAUACAUGUCGUAGAUCUGGACGAGAGCAAGCAAAGUGGCCAGCCAAUGGAUAAGGACAACAUAUCCGAUGUUAGCUCCAUUCUAAGCAUGAGUCCCAAGUGGCCAAAUCAUUAAAUGCGUUCCUAGCGUGGACUCUUGUGAUAAGCUUUAACAGGUUUCGCUUUAAUACUCCCUACUCCUCUUCCCACUCCUCAAAACAGAAGUGCCUAUACUCGCAUAUAUAGAAAUAAAAUUAUACAUCAACAAAUUGAA
This is a messenger RNA of Drosophila innubila, 3545 nucleotides long. RefSeq names its product transient-receptor-potential-like protein (gene trpl). Gene Ontology annotation, molecular function: store-operated calcium channel activity; inositol 1,4,5 trisphosphate binding; protein binding. NCBI's taxonomy places the organism in Eukaryota, Metazoa, Arthropoda, Insecta, Diptera, Drosophilidae. The record is from RefSeq and is a predicted model, not a curated record. The transcript is spliced from 13 exons. Gene Ontology annotation, cellular component: membrane; cation channel complex. Bases 36 to 3407 code for a protein of 1123 amino acids. Gene Ontology annotation, biological process: manganese ion transport; calcium ion transmembrane transport; regulation of cytosolic calcium ion concentration.